AUGCGGAAUGCAUGGAGUACUGCUAUCGGUAACAUCAGUGUUGGAAGUGUAAACACAGUAAAUAGCUUGUUCAAAUCAUGGAGGAAAAUCGCACCGACAUAUACCAUGGACUUAUAUUCGUUGGAAAAGUUUAAAAAAUAUAAAAAGGAUUGGAGUUAUCCAGUAAACAUCCGUUACCAAGAGCCCGUGAUACAAGAGAAGGAGAAACCAUGUUCCACCUUCCAAUCCGCUAUGAAGGCAACCCUGACCAUAGGACAGUUUUUCGGUUUGAAUCCUGUACAAGGCAUACGUGGAAAUGAUCCUGCUAAGUUAAGAUUUAGGCUUCUAUCAUGGCGCUGCGCCUUCACAGCGAUAUCUCUGAUGGGCCAGUUUACAAUGGCCUUCGUACUAUUCCUCAGCUUGUUCAAAGAGGCAGCUUCUACUGUGGACACUGCAACCACACUAUUAUUCUACGGAUUCGGUUUUACAACGACAAUAUUAUUUUUCCGGAUUGCAAUAAAAUGGCCGCAGUUGUCAAUGAUUAUAGCUAAGGGAGAAGCUGCUGACCCUAACACAGACGCCAAACUAAGUAGAAAGUUUAACAUCGCUUGUGCAGUAAUAUUGUCAUUGGCUUUUGUGGAACACGGGUUUUCAGAAUUGCAUGGAAUGUCUAUAGCACUAGAUUGUCACCCGGAAAAGCCUUUGUAUGAAACGUUCAUGAGGGGUAGUUUCGCCUGGCUGUUUUUAUACAUCCCAUACAAUGAUUUUGUAGGAUUUCUUGCUCAUUUUUUCAACAUACAAAGUACUUUCAACUGGAACUUUACGGAUGUGUUCGUCAUUUGUAUGAGUACGUACUUGACAGCUAGGCUCGAGCAAGUCAAUCAGAGGAUUAUAGCCGCUAAAGACAAGAACUUACCGUCUUCAUUUUGGCGUACGAUGCGCGAGGACUACAACAGAACAGUACACUUGGUGCGACAAGUUGACAAGAUGAUUGGGGGGGUAGUGUUCAUAUCAUUCGCUAGCAACCUGUUCUUCGUCUGCUCACAGCUCCUGCAUACACUUGCCGGCGGUAUAAAAGCAUCACCAAAAUGCAGACCGGACUUGCCUGAUGAUCGGCGAUUCUUCGGCGGCUACGAGCAUUCAAUAUACUUCGUCUAUUCGUUCCUGUUUCUCGUCGUGAGAUCGCUGGCAGUGUCUUUGACUGCUUCUAAAGUGCAUGCUGCCAGCAUAGAGCCGGCGCAUGCGCUGUAUGAUGUGUCUUCUGCUAAUUACUGUGUGGAGGUGGAAAGGUUUCUGGACCAGAUACACGGAGACACGGUGGCUUUGAGUGGUCUUCAGUUCUUCCACGUGAAACGGGGAUUAAUAUUAACGAUUGCCGGCACAAUAGUCACCUACGAGCUGGUAUUGAUGCAGUUUACAGGAGUUACUCCUUCGUCGCCGGAUCCCGGUUAA
Messenger RNA from Spodoptera frugiperda (fall armyworm), 1431 nucleotides. Its product is annotated as gustatory receptor for sugar taste 64e-like. The transcript has 11 exons. The record is from RefSeq and is a predicted model, not a curated record. Gene Ontology annotation, molecular function: taste receptor activity. Gene Ontology annotation, cellular component: membrane. Lineage: Eukaryota; Metazoa; Arthropoda; Insecta; Lepidoptera; Noctuidae. The coding region runs from base 1 to 1431 and encodes 476 amino acids. Gene Ontology annotation, biological process: sensory perception of chemical stimulus; detection of chemical stimulus involved in sensory perception of taste.